Messenger RNA from Ipomoea nil (Japanese morning glory), 2213 nucleotides. RefSeq lists its product as uncharacterized. The coding region runs from base 221 to 1810 and encodes 529 amino acids. The transcript has 3 exons. The record is from RefSeq and is a predicted model, not a curated record. NCBI's taxonomy places the organism in Eukaryota, Viridiplantae, Streptophyta, Magnoliopsida, Solanales, Convolvulaceae.
CGCGCCGAUUCACAUAUCGGCUAACCCUAGCUUUACCCUUUUUCUUCGUCAACAUCCCAAAUUUCCCCCUUUUUUUAACCCGUUUUUUCUCUUUCGAUUCGAGAUUGAUUUCUUCUAUCCAUCAUCAAAUUUCCAUUCCAUUUUUUCAAUUCUCUUUAUUCUCUUUCGAUCUAUAUCUUUCUCGCCUCUGGUCGUUGAGAUCUUCGAUUUUGAGAUAAUCAUGGUGCAAAAACGGCCAUUUGACCAGGAGUUGCAGGAGCUUUCAUCCAAGCAACCUAGGCAUGUAGAGCCUAGUGAUCAGCUAGCUUCUUUGGGGGUUUCUCAGGAACCAAUCGCUUUGAAGUCUCACUCAUCAGGUGAAGGUGAGGACACUCCAUUGAAAAGCCAAUUCACAAGUGAGGAGAAAUUUGAUAGUGCAUGUGCUACUGAUGUUCGUAGCUCUGAGAGAGACAUAGAGCCAGGCAUUCCUGGUUCUGCUUCGAAUUCGUCCUGGGCUACUAGCAGCACUAGUGAAGAAGAUGUUAAGUCAGAGGGUCCUUAUCACAUUUUAGUGUCUCCUGAGCAUUACAAUCUUGACGUUCCAUAUAGGAAUGUUUCUCGCUCAAAACUGAUAUAUUCUUCUCUUAUGAGAAGUCCGCCUCGAAAGUUGGUUCCUAUCGGUCCUGAUUACCAGGCAGAUUUACCAGAUUUUGUUGGACAUGAGAAGAAGAAAACCUGUUAUUCAGAGGAAACAUGUAAAGCAGAUAUUACUUCCCAAGCUUUGGAGUCGGAUAGCAAUGGCCAUCUUAAUGAUGAUGAUAGACUUGCUGGGACCUGUAUCAUUCCCAUGCCCAAAUUGGAAUCUGCUGGAUACAAUGAUGAGAGUGUUGGAACUGGGAGUGGAAGUGGUGAUUGUCUUUGUGAAGAUGCAGGUUCCAUUAGAUGCUCUCGACAGCAUGUUUUUGAAGCAAGAGAAAAACUUAAAACAGUACUUGGGGAGGAGACUUUUGUCAAGCUGGGUUUUUAUGAUAUCGGUGAGGUAGUGGCAUUAAGGUGGAGUGAAGAAGAACAGGAAUUGUUUCAUGACAUUGUCUUUUCAAACCCUGCAUCAUUGGGUAAGAACUUCUGGAACCAUCUCUCCGCUGAGUUUCCUUCUCGGACUAUGAAGCAAAUAGUGAGUUACUACUUUAAUGUCUUCAUGUUGAGAAGGCGAGCCGAGCAGAAUAGGUUUGACCCCUUGAAUGUUGAUAGUGACAAUGAUGAAUGGCAUGCACCUGAGGAGUCUUCUGGUGAUGAAGCUAAAAUGACUGACGAAGAUGAAGACUCGGUUGUUGAAUCACCUGUUUAUCUUGAUGAUUAUGGCCGCAAUGAGAUCUACAGGGCGUAUGAUGAUGUCGGGCUCCCUAUCUGGGAAGAAUACAGGGAUAUUAGCAAUGAGACAAAUAAGGCUGUCAAUUAUGAAUCAGUAAAAUGCGCUGAUAAUGUAUUUGGGAAGUGCAGUUCUGAACCAACAGCAAGGAACGAGGACAGAGAUUUUCCAAACGGUUUGGGAGAUGAAAAUGGCAAUUGUACUAGCGUUACUCCAAAAGCACCACAUGUGAAGUCUGAUAUUGGCAAAGAUUGGUCACGAAGUUUUGUGGGUAUGGGCAGUGACAAUGGUCAUGAUUUUGUGUUGGAGCCCUGUAGUGGCAAGGAAUGGGAUGUCGGGUUCUUUAGCUGCCCUAAAAGCAAAGUCGAUUUGUUGCCUACUUGCACUAUGAUUGAAGAAGUAUUUGGGGACAAGGACUGGAAUUACUCGAGUAGAGGAGGAGAUGGCCAUGGCUCAAGCUAGUUUUUCAAUCUUGAUUCCUGCAAAGCCAAAUCGAAAUCGACCUGGAGGUUACGUUUUUUUUGUCUAGGUUAGUUUCCAAUUUGCCACAUCCAAAGUGGUGGAAUAUGGAUUUUGUUUAUCCUGGAUGUAAGAUAUGAUAUGAUGUUCUCCAAGAUGGGCAUGAACAUUUUUCAAGUUGUAUACUAGCCAUCUGUUUUGCUCCUCCGUAAACACGUACUAGGUUGUCUGUUUGCUGUAGGGAGUUGAAGGUGGUAGGAUCAUCCUCCUAGGUUUUUAUAUAUGUAUAUACAUAAAAGCAAUGUGACUCAAUUGAGCAUUAUCGCCACAAAACAUGAAAAAAAAAAAAAAAACGAAAAGUUCAAAGAAUUUUCAAUCUAUGUUCUUUUUGUUUCUUCUGUAUACU